Molecule: messenger RNA, 261 nt
Organism: Sclerotinia borealis F-4128
Lineage: Eukaryota; Fungi; Ascomycota; Leotiomycetes; Helotiales; Sclerotiniaceae
Source: the annotation of a GenBank genome assembly
AUGGUUGCUGUUACUGGUAUUGUUACUGCUGGUGCCUCAGCCCUCGGUCUAGCCGCCGCCAUCGCAUCCAUGCAUCUCCCCACCAAAACCUACCGCGUCGAACGCAAACGACGUCUUUCCCAACCCGCUGAUCAAGAACAGGGUGACAUGGCUCGUCUUGCGUUGCAGAAAACUAAUUCGGCGGGUUCGAUCACUGAGAAGGUCACUACGAAGAGUGGGUUUCAACCGGGAAAGAAGGUUUUGGGGAAGGUUAAGGAGUAG